AUGAUAUUGAAGGAAGGAUCGUUUCUGUGGUAUCUCUAUCUAGACAAAAUAUACUGCUUACUAUCUGUGAGAAACGUGAAGGCCUUGGUGGACUAUUUCCAUAUACUUGAUGUGCACCACAAGAACACCUUGAAUGAUGUGCUGUUCUAUCACUUCCUUCAUCAUGUGACUAACUUGAACAGGACACAGAUCAUGAUUUUGUUUGACAUACUGGACUGGAAUGCUGUGGGUGAAAUUGGCUUUGACCAGUUCUACAUGUUGGUUUGCAUUCUGCUCUCACACCAGGACCAUUUGGAAGGGCAAUUUAUGUAUCGCCAUUCCCGGCCUGUUUUUGACCUGCUUGACCUAGAUGGGGAUCAGAAAAUCGGUGUAGACAACUUCCAUAUGUUCAGAUUUCUCUUUAAUAUUAAUAAACAGGAACUCAGAGAGCUCUUCCAUGACUUUGACAUCACAGGUGACCGCCGUCUUAAUUACAAGGAAUUUAAGCUGUAUACUAUCUUCUCCUUUGACAAAUCUCAGGAGAGGCAGAAAGCAGCAAAAGAAAAAGAGAAAUCUCUGCUCAUACAGAAAAUAUAUGGCCACUAA
This is a messenger RNA of Cynocephalus volans (Philippine flying lemur), 585 nucleotides long. RefSeq names its product EF-hand calcium binding domain 9 (gene EFCAB9). Gene Ontology annotation, biological process: flagellated sperm motility; sperm capacitation. The transcript has 5 exons. The coding region runs from base 1 to 585 and encodes 194 amino acids. Lineage: Eukaryota; Metazoa; Chordata; Mammalia; Dermoptera; Cynocephalidae. Gene Ontology annotation, molecular function: calcium ion sensor activity; calcium ion binding. Gene Ontology annotation, cellular component: cytoplasm; sperm principal piece. The record is from RefSeq and is a predicted model, not a curated record.